GGUGUUUAUAGAAAAUUAUUUCAAUUUGAUAUAACAAAAAAUUUUUUUGUUUUACGUAAUGAUGGAUUUGAUGGAGAAUUAAAAUCCAAUGAAGGACUUACAUUAAACUCAGCUCAAAUGACAUAUCGUCGAGAUAUGUUAAGUGGUUAUUUAAAACGUUUAUUAUUACAACAAGCAUGGACAGAUGAUUUCCUACAAUAUCUUUCUCGUAUUGGUCGAAUGCAUACAAAUAAUGUUGGACCAACAUCUAUUAAUGUUGAUUAUAUACAUAUUAAUGCAACAUUAAGUUAUAUUGAAACUCUUCUUAUUGAUGCUAUUUGGGUUACAGAUAAUCUUGAUAGUAAAACAAAAAAAGAUAUUUUAACAGCAUUAAGUAAAGUAUUUCGAAUUCAAAGUGAUUUAUUUCUUUUACAUUAUCUCGAACCAUUACAAGAUAAGGAUACAUCAACAACACAUCAGAAAACCGCAGAGAAAUGUGUCUGUAGUUAA
Molecule: messenger RNA, 489 nt
Organism: Adineta steineri
Lineage: Eukaryota; Metazoa; Rotifera; Eurotatoria; Adinetida; Adinetidae
Source: the annotation of a GenBank genome assembly